This is a messenger RNA of Nilaparvata lugens (brown planthopper), 788 nucleotides long. RefSeq names its product protein THEM6-like. The annotation marks the transcript as partial. The transcript has 2 exons. The record is from RefSeq and is a predicted model, not a curated record. NCBI's taxonomy places the organism in Eukaryota, Metazoa, Arthropoda, Insecta, Hemiptera, Delphacidae.
ACACAAUAAGCGCAACUUCUCACCUUAAACUUGCAACUCAAUUAAUCCGACUGAAUAGAAUAAAAAUUAUACAGACGCAACCGGUCUUGAUUGAAGGUCUUUAAGCGGCAAAACAUCAUAUCCAAGUCGGAAGUGAUACACCUGAACCAAUUAUAUCGGCGCAAGUUAGGUUUUUGUAGUCGAAACUUGGCUUUUUAUAAUAUCGGCACAGGUUGUUGAUAAUCUACAAAGUAGUCUUUUUUUGUAGUCGAAAAUAAGUGGUUUUAUGUUGGAUGCGCGUAAUUCCGCGAAUAGUGGCAGUAUAGCGAACAGGUAGGCCUAGGUCGAGGUCAAAUUGUGUUGCCAUUCAGACAACAGACGACACUACGGUGCAUGGUGUACCGUAGGCCUACUUUGCAGUUUUGUCCAGUUGCGCGUCUUCAGUCACAAUGGACGUCACAACGCUAGUCUGGCCGAUUGCCGUACUCUACAUUUUCGUAGAUGUCAACUACUUCCUGAGGACGGUCUUCACUCUGCUCGUAGGAAUAGUGUUCAACAAGAGAGUGCGCAUUAAUGAGACUACUAAGAUCUAUGGUAUAUGCCUCCCAUCGGAUGUAGACAUGAUGGUGUGUCACAUGAACAAUGCACGCUACUUGCGCGAGCUGGACUUUGCGCGCUACCAUUUCUACGAGCGCGCGGGUCUGUUCGCGCGCAUGUUCGCUGCACGCACUGUCACGCUGCAAACUGCUUGCUGGAUCAGGUAUCGGCAGGCUAUUGCUACGUUCGCCGUUUACACCAUUCAUACUAAG